This is a messenger RNA of Oppiella nova, 285 nucleotides long. The record is from the annotation of a GenBank genome assembly. NCBI's taxonomy places the organism in Eukaryota, Metazoa, Arthropoda, Arachnida, Sarcoptiformes, Oppiidae.
AUGAAUGGUCUGCCGGGCAUACUUCACGUCACUUCAGUGGCAUUUGUGAUCUGUGGGCUCCUGGCCCUCGGAAAAUAUGUCUUAUACAGACACAUGCACUCCAAGUCCAUUGGACAGGGAUGUAUAAAGUUAUUGGGAAAACCAUAUUGGGUAGGGUUGUGGCUAUCCAAUCAAUUCCUGGAUUUCCGCAGUUUUUGCAUUACUAAUAGUCAUCACAACACUGAUCAUUGAAUACGAUAACAAUCUCUGGAUUCUGGACCCAAUCAUUUCAAUGAUGUUCUCUAU